GCGCGGGGGGCUCCGGCAGCCGCGCCGGGGCGAUGCUCUGACAGACGGAGCCGUGUAGAUAAAAACCGUGUGAUGGACACGCGAGUCCUGUCCCCCCUCGGCCCGGAGGGACGCAAGUGGUGCUGCUGCGGGUUUCUGCUGGUCUCCCUUGGUGACACGACUGGGAAUAGGGGGGGAUUGUUAUGAGCAACUCCUGAGAGAAUUUUUGUUAAUUACUGUUCGUGUCUAAUGGCUUUUAGUUAACCUUCUCGUAGUUUAAAUACCUUUUUGCUGAGAAGGCUUAAUCAGGACAAACUAGCAAGUCUUGCUCCCUCAGGACGGUGAGGCUUGUGCCUGUGGCAUGGAAAGAAUUUAUUUGGAAGAGAGGAAAAUAUUGUGAGGGCUCCUCUUCCAUCCUGAACCCAGAAAGUAGAAGGCUUAAGAAACAAGUUUUCUGACACUGUUACCUGAACUGGCUUCAGAUUGCAGAACUUCACAUGGUUUAUUCCUGCACGGCAACACUUUCUGAGUUACAGUCUGGUUACAGCGAUUAACUGCAACUUUUGCCUGAAAGGCUCCUUCCUUGGGCUGGUUGAGAGGUCUCAGGCGCUGCAGUUGUACCCAUGCAGUAUUUCUUCCUAAUUUCCCCUUGCAGUGUACUGCCUCUCUUCUCUGGGCAUGCUCUUUGAGGUAGCCAGCAUUGUGUGGCUUUGUCCAGUUCUUGGAAGUCUUUUUGCUUGUCUCAACAGCACGUGCUGUUAAUGUCUUAUCCCUGGAUAGUUGCUUCCUUGAAACUUCAGCACUAACCACACGGCUCACUUGGGGUGCUUGUGAGCACUUGGACACCCAGCCAGCUGAAGCCUGCUUGGAAAAUGGAGCUACCCAAAGUCCCAGCCACAGAGAGCUUGUUCUUUUGGAGGAUGGUUUAUUCCAUGGUGCAGCGAAUGUUUGUCAGAUUUGGAAGGAGUCUCAGUGCUGACAACUGGAGUACACAGAGUGAGGAUUCAAAGCAAGCAAGCAAGCAUUAAAACUUUGGGAUAACUUGUGACCUCUGAAGCGCCAGAUUUCUUCCUAGUGGACAGGCCGUUCGUGAAGUCACCCUGCUUUAAAGAUGCUUCCUGAAGGAAUUGGAUGAAUUCUGCAUUGGGAAAAUGAAUUCUGGAAUCUGAGGAGAAGGCCAACAAGAACAAGCUACCAAGGAUGACGAGCUGGCCCUGCAAGAUGCUGUCACGAUAGACUCCAGUGCACUCAAUUAGGAAGAAAAUUAUGUCAACUGAGAUUCUUCUCUGCCUGGUCACAGUUAUUUUGAAGCUGCAAAAAAGGAGUUGCAGGGAUCUUUGUUUGCUGGUGAAAGGCAGUAAUCAUGUUGAUGAGGUACAAGGAAGGAAGAAAGAAUAGCAACAUAUGUCUGAAAUUGUAGUUGCGAGGAUGGACAGAAGGUUCAGGUGCAAGUCCAUCCUAAGCUUUCCUCUACUGAAGAUGCAUUGCAGUACGUGGAGGAAUUAAUUCUUCAGUUGUUAAAUAUGUUGUGUCAAGCUCAACCAAGAAGUUUUCUGGAUGUAGAGGAUCGUGUCCAAAAAAGUUUCCCCCAUCCUAUUGAUAAGUGGGCAAUAGCUGAUGCCCAGUCUGCUAUUGAGAAGAGGAAACGAAGGAAUCCGUUAUCUCUUCCAGUAGAAAAAAUCCAUCCCUUGUUAAAGGAAGUUCUAGGCUACAAAAUUGACCACCAAGUGUCUGUUUACAUAGUAGCAGUAUUAGAAUACAUUUCUGCAGACAUCUUAAAACUGGUUGGGAAUUAUGUGCGGAAUAUAAGACAUUAUGAGAUUACAAAACAAGAUAUUAAAGUAGCAAUGUGUGCUGAUAAGGUAUUAAUGGAUAUGUUCCAUCAAGAUGUAGAAGAUUUAAGUGCACUAACUUUAUCUGAUGAAGAACCCUCCACCUCAGGGGAGCAAACCUAUUAUGACCUAGUGAAGUCAUUUAUGGCAGAAGUUCGACAGUAUAUAAGGGAACUGAAUCUCAUUAUCAGAGUUUUUAGAGAGCCAUAUGCCUCCAACUCCAAACUGUUUUCAUCUCAUGAUGUGGAAAAUAUAUUUAGUCGUAUAUCAGACAUCCAUGAACUUAGUGUGAAGUUACUGGGUCAUAUAGAGGACACUGUUGAAAUGACAGAUGAAGGUAGUCCUCACCCACUAGUAGGCAGCUGUUUUGAAGAUAUGGCAGAGGAACUAGCAUUUGAUCCCUAUGAAUCAUAUGCACAAGAUAUUUUACGACCCGGGUUUCAUGAUCAUUUUCUAAGUCAAUUAUCAAAGCCAGGAGCAGCAUUUUAUUUACAGUCAAUAGGUGAAGGCUUUAAAGAAGCUGUUCAGUAUGUUCUACCCCGGCUCCUCCUCGCCCCUGUUUACCACUGUCUUCAUUAUUUUGAACUGCUAAAACAAUUGGAAGAAAAAAGUGAGGAUGAAGAGGAUAAGGAGUGCUUGAAGCAAGCAAUAACUGCCCUGCUAAAUCUUCAAAGCAGUAUGGAACGGAUAUGCUCCAAAAGCCUUGCAAAGCGAAGGCUUAGUGAAUCCGCAUGCCGGUUCUAUACUCAGCAGAUGAAGGGGAAGCAGCUAGCAAUUAAGAAAAUGAAUGAAAUCCAGAAAAAUAUUGAUGGUUGGGAGGGUAAAGACAUUGGACAGUGCUGUAACGAGUUCAUCAUGGAAGGAACACUCACACGUGUAGGAGCAAAGCACGAGAGACACAUAUUCCUGUUUGAUGGCUUGAUGAUUUGCUGUAAGUCAAAUCAUGGCCAGCCAAGACUUCCUGGUGCUAGCAAUGCAGAAUAUCGACUCAAGGAGAAGUUCUUCAUGCGAAAGGUACAAAUCAAUGAUAAAGAUGACACUAACGAGUAUAGACAUGCUUUUGAAAUCAUCUUAAAAGAUGAGAACAGUGUUAUUUUUGCUGCUAAAUCAGCUGAAGAGAAAAACAACUGGAUGGCAGCAUUGAUAUCUUUGCAAUAUAGAAGCACGCUGGAAAGGAUGUUGGAUGUAACAAUGUUACAGGAAGAAAAAGAGGAGCAGAUGAGAUUUCCAAAUCCUGAGCUUUAUAGAUUUGCAGAACCUGACUCUGAAGAGAAUAUUGUGUUUGAAGAGAACAUGCAGCCCAAAUCUGGAAUCCCCAUCAUCAAGGCAGGAACUGUUGUGAAGCUCAUCGAGAGGCUGACAUACCACAUGUAUGCAGAUCCCAACUUUGUUCGGACUUUUCUCACAACAUAUAGAUCCUUCUGUAGACCUCAAGAGUUGCUGAGUUUGCUAAUAGAAAGAUUUGAAAUUCCGGAGCCUGAGCCAACAGAAGCCGACCGUAUUGCCAUGGAGAAUGGAGACCAACCCCUUAGUGCGGAGCUGAAAAGGUUUAGGAAAGAGUACAUUCAACCUGUGCAGCUACGAGUAUUAAAUGUGUGUCGACACUGGGUGGAGCACCAUUUCUAUGACUUUGAAAGAGAUGCUGACCUUCUGAAACGUUUGGAGGAGUUCAUUGGAACAGUAAGAGGCAAAGCCAUGAAGAAGUGGGUUGAAUCCAUCACAAAGAUAAUCAACAGGAAAAAGCAGGCACAAGCCAUUGGGCCAAGCCACAACAUCACUUUCGAGAGCCCCCCUCCAGCAAUUGAGUGGCACAUCAGCAAACCAGGCCACACAGAGACUUUUGACUUGCUCACUCUGCAUCCCAUAGAAAUCGCUCGGCAGCUCACUUUACUGGAGUCAGAUUUUUACAGAGCUGUGCAGCCAUCAGAACUAGUUGGAAGUGUGUGGACAAAGGAAGAUAAAGAAAUUAAUUCUCCCAACCUUCUCAAAAUGAUAAGGCAUACAACUAACCUAACUCUGUGGUUUGAAAAAUGCAUUGUAGAAACAGAAAACCUAGAGGAAAGAGUAAUUGUAGUGAGCCGGAUAAUUGAGAUCCUGCAAGUUUUUCAAGAGCUAAACAACUUUAAUGGUGUCCUUGAGAUUGUCAGUGCUAUGAACUCCGCAGCAGUUUAUAGGUUGGAUCACACAUUUGAGCAAAUUCCAAGUCGCCAGAAGAAGAUCUUAGAAGAAGCUUAUGAGCUGAGUGAGGACCAUUAUAAGAAAUACUUGGCAAAACUCAGGUCCAUUAAUCCUCCUUGUGUGCCUUUUUUUGGGAUUUACUUAACCAACAUUUUGAAAACAGAAGAAGGCAAUCCUGAAUUUCUCAAGCGCCAUGGGAAAGACCUUAUAAACUUCAGCAAGAGAAGGAAGGUGGCUGAAAUAACAGGGGAGAUCCAGCAGUACCAGAACCAGCCAUAUUGUUUAAGAGUGGAAUUUGACAUUAGGAGAUUUUUUGAAAACCUGAAUCCAAUGGGAAACAGCGUGGAGACAGAAUUUACAGAUUAUCUCUUCAACAAGUCACUGGAGAUAGAGCCACGAAAUGUCAAGCCUCCUCCAAGAUUUCCCAAGAAGUACAGCUACCCUCUCAAGUCCCCAGGUGUUCGUCCCUCUAAUCCAAGGCCAGGUACCAUGAGACAUCCCACACCCCUGCAGCAGGAGCCAAGGAAAAUCAGCUACAGCCGCAUCCCCGAGAGCGAGACGGAAGCCACGGCGUCGGCCCCAAACUCGCCGCGGACCCCGCUGACCCCACCCCCUGCCUCUGCCACUUCCAGCACCACGGACGCCUGCAGCGUCUUCGACUCGGACCCCUCCAGUCCUUUUCAUACACGAUCUGCUUCUGUAUCAUCCAUAAAUUUCGCCAAAACUUCAGAUGAUGCUCCUGUCCCUCCUCCUGUUCCUCCACGAAGAAGACCAGAAUCUGCCCCAGCUGAAUCCUCCCCAUCAAAAAUUACUUCUGCACACCUGGACAACCCACCAGCAAUCCCUCCUAGGCAACCAACCUCUAAAGUGUAUUCUCCAAGGUACUCGGUGCCUGAUCGGACCUGCAUCUCUGACUCCUGUGUUACCACUGCAAACCCCCCCGAGUUACCGCCACGGGAACCUGUGCGAACUCCAGAUGUUUUCUCUAGCUCACCACUACACCUCCAGCCUCCACCCCUGGGGAGAAAAAGCGAACUUGGUAACACCUUUUUCCCAAACAGCCCCUCUCCCUUCACGCCCCCUCCCCCCCAGACACCUUCUCCACAUGUAGCACGGAGGCAUCUGCCAUCGCCGCCUUUGAUACCGCAGGAUGUGGACCUCCCUUCUGUUGCUGGACCACCCAUUCCUCCACGACAAAGCACUUCUCAACAUAUCCCAAAGCUUCCUCCAAAAACUUACAAAAGGGAGCACACGCACCCAUCGAUGCAUCGGGAUGGGCCGCCCUUGCUGGAGAACGCCCCCUCCUCCUGAACUGUCCCUCGCGCUGGGAGUCGCAUUUUCCUGGUGCUAUGUCUGUUGCUGGCAAUGGAUGCACUGAACCUGGUGGUGUCAAGGAGUUGGGAUGUGUAUGCCAAACACUAAGAACUCUCCAAUGCGUUGGAAAUGUAGUGUACAGAAAUGGAAUUGCAAAAACAGACUUUCUAGUGGAAAACCCGGUUAACUUGCUAUUCUUGUUUUAGUAUGCAGGACUUUGUUCUAAAGUAAUUGGACAGCUGAUUGUACCAGAAAACAGUCUGGAGAGACUUCUUUGGCCAAUGAGCAGAGACUGUGUUUGUGUAAUGAUCAAUAAUGUCCAGUACAGGAAGGAAAAACAGUCUUGUAUCCAUCAGUUCCAUACAGUGGCACAGUUUUCGGAAUGAAAACAUUAUGCACUUUUUUUAAAUCUCAAACAGGGAACUUUAUAUCCUUCUUAAUUUUCCUUUGCUUUACUUACUCCCUGCUUUAAAAUACCUUCCUAAAAUUAUGAGAAGGACUGUGAGGAAGAUCUGUGGUACCUAACCAAGCUAGAAUUAAGGCAAAGCACUGUAUUGCGGUCCUGUUUACAAGUUGUUACAAUGAGUAGUAGGGGGGUACCUAGGCUUCACCAAAGAGGUACUUUAUUAUUAUUUUCUGAAAUACUGUGGUGCCAGUUCAAAAAUAAAUUUUUGCCAGGAAGCGUAAUGUCUAAUUAUUGCUUUCUUUAGAUAGAGCUGAUGAAAGUCUUACAUCAUUAAGGUGACAGCGAAUUUUUUUUUUUAAAGCAGCACUAUCAUCUGAAGCAAAUAUACUACAUUUAGAAGACUGUUAAUCUCUGCUAGGUUAUGUCAUGUUCUUUUUAAGGUUUACUGAUAAUCCAUUUCAUGGCUAGUAGCUAUUCUUUUUCAGUCAUGCCAUGAAAACAGUCACUUGUCAACUUCCAUAGCUAUUGUCAUGUUUUACUAACAAUAGAUUAAUCAGCAUACAUAGGAUUGCCUUGCAGUUGCAUAAAUCGUGUGUAUAUAGUGAAUGUUGCAUAAAUAUACUUGCAGAUUGUUUUUAAUUUAAUUGAAAUAAAGAUAAAGAUAUGUUUGGCUGA
This is a messenger RNA of Haemorhous mexicanus (house finch), 6384 nucleotides long. It is a transcript of the gene SOS1, whose product is annotated as SOS Ras/Rac guanine nucleotide exchange factor 1. Gene Ontology annotation, cellular component: plasma membrane. The transcript is spliced from 23 exons. Gene Ontology annotation, molecular function: protein heterodimerization activity; guanyl-nucleotide exchange factor activity. Lineage: Eukaryota; Metazoa; Chordata; Aves; Passeriformes; Fringillidae. Gene Ontology annotation, biological process: Ras protein signal transduction; positive regulation of GTPase activity. The coding region runs from base 1503 to 5300 and encodes 1265 amino acids. The record is from RefSeq and is a predicted model, not a curated record.